This is a messenger RNA of Leishmania mexicana MHOM/GT/2001/U1103, 4827 nucleotides long. RefSeq lists its product as hypothetical. The transcript has a single exon. Bases 1 to 4827 code for a protein of 1608 amino acids. The record is from RefSeq and is a predicted model, not a curated record. NCBI's taxonomy places the organism in Eukaryota, Euglenozoa, Kinetoplastea, Trypanosomatida, Trypanosomatidae.
AUGGAUGGUGACGACCCACCUGUGGUCUCGGCGAGCCCAGCAGUCGCUGGUAGUACCGGGAUGCCGUGUGUGUAUGAGGUCAGCGAAGUGCCACGCACACGAUUCCCUUCGGCACUGCUGCUGAGGGGAAGCAUGCCCGAAACAGACGACGUCUCGCAGAGUGGAGGAUGCGCAGCGCAUGCUUUAACGGCCGCUACCGCAGCAGUCGUGGCCGUCGCACAUGCAGCGCCACGGCCCACCGUUGGCCACAGCAACGGCAAAGACAGUGUUGCGCUGAGCAGGCAAGACGACGACAGAAGUAAAGUCGAUAUGGCUUUCGUGAACGCGUCGUUGCAGCCCCUUACGCGGAGCGAAUCGGGUGCUGCGAGGCACCUGAGCUACAAUGGUGGCAACAACAGCACUGGAGGUGGACUGAAAAGCCGCGGCAGCAACGCAGCAGCAGUCGCCGUUCCCUUCUGCGGUCGUGUUGCGUGGACUCGCCAAACAACGCCGGAACCGUUUCAACGAGAUGGUGACGUGCUGUGUGCAGCAGAAGCCCUCCACUCAUCCACUACAGCCGGCGCAGACGACAAGGACGCCCCUCAAAGUGCAAUGGCAUCAGUAUCCUCGCAGCGUGUGCACUUCGUACCGGACAAUUCGCCGACAGCGACGGCUACGGAUGUGUUUGAGUUACCGGCGACGCCUCCUCUAUCGCCAGAGGGCGCAUACAACCCAUGUGAUGAUAUGGACAACCUUCUGCACUCACGCCGUCAUCGUCACUGCUACACCAACACGGAUUCGCCGGGGCUGGGUGGAAGCGACAGGGUGCAGACCUGGUCUGCUGCAUCGUCGGCGUCCUCAGCGCCACACUCCACAGCUGAGACGCAAUGGUGCAACACGAGUGAGGCUUCGGAGCCGGACUUGCACGAGAUAACUCUGCCCAUCAUGGACACGUCGACAGGCCGCUUAACGGCCGUAUCGUCUGUGUGUGGUGGCGAGGCUUCGCUGGUGACCACCAAUGCGCAAACAGCCGAUACGGGCGCGAACGGGUGUUCGCCUAUCUCUGUGUCUGCCGUCAUGUCGCCCAACCGACAGAGCAUCGCUGGCUUGCAACAAUCAUCAAAGGGGAGCGGCCGGAGACGCAAGCGGUUGUGUGACACAUCAGCGGUGCAGUCAGAGAGACACAGCUGCUGCUGCUGCUGCAGCGGCCAAGGCGAUACCUCGCCUGUCUCCCUCGAAAAGUUUGUUACACGGAGUGCUGGGAAACCGAUGGACGACGCCCCCUCGUCUUUGGUGGCAUCGCUCUCGCAGAAGCAGAUCGAGUCACUGGACGGCAAUACCCACACCCCUACGUCAACAGAGGCGACGACGGCAACCACACUCACCACGAUGGAGUCUGGCAGUGCCCCCAAUCCCUCCAGCUCCCAUUGCUCACUACAGUCGGUUGAUUCGCACCACGCGCUCCAACGCAGCGCGUCUCUCUCCAGGAUGUGUGUGCCUCGACAAGAGAUGGCCCCAUCACUGCAUCCGCCAAUGCCCAUUCGCCCAGGCGGUGCUGUGGUGGCAAGCACCAUCCUGGGGGUAUCCGUUCGAAGCCCGGUGGAAACGGCCACCUCUCUCAUGCUGCCGAUGCUCAUGGUUGGCAGCACCGCGUCGCUGAUCGCCUUCCCACGAUCCGACACUGCGUUUCCGCUUCGGACAACACUCAACACGCUCACCAAGUCAGUCGGCGACGAGUCGCAGCAGCCCCUUUCACAACUCCACGACCAAGGGGACGAGGGCAACGCAGACCAACCUCCGCUUACACCCACCGCACCUGUCGUCACGCCAGCCGCGCAGCACCUGUCGAACUCCAUCGCAGCAGCGCGGCGCAAGAACCUCGAUGACAGCUCUGUCACCUCAUCGCGACAGCAGGAGCAGCAGGCGCCUUCUCGUCAAUCCAAGCGCGAGGAAGCAAACGUCACUGAGAACGGGUCCUCGAACUCGCUCUCUGCUCUACCGCAGCAGAGCCUCCGCAACUUCACCGUGACCUCAGCCACCUCCUUCUGUGUCGACAACGCCGCCACCGCGUUCGACCCGCGAAGUAAGACUGCGGAGCAUAGCAGUCUCCACACCAGCGCCAUCUCCAUGCGGCAAAGCUCGGCGAUGUCGGAAGACCAAAUCCUGCAGACGCUUGCCCACGGCAUGGCGCUGGGGGGUGUUUUGACAGGUCCGUGGAAAGCAGCGCAGGACAACUCAACGCCAACACCGCUCAAGCCGUGUGCGAGUGACCCAGGGAACUGGCACCUAACGGGCAGGUCGUUCGCGUCGCAGCAACCCCCGCCCCCGCCCUCGCGCUCAGUAGUCUCGGGUGCGAUGAGCGCCGACUGCGGCACGCAACCCAGCCCCACGAACUGCACCACAAGCCCGUGUGGCUCCUCGCUGAUGGUGCCGCACAUGCACAGAGAGGAGAUGUCUCUAUACCUGGGUAGUGGUACGCAAACGUUGCGCUCACGCGACCAGAGCCCGGCAGCAGGGCUUGCCGCGCCCCCGACGCACUUCUCGGAACUGCAGAUGCAGCGAGGGAGACGAAGUAGGAUGAGCUCUACGAAACCUGCGGGAGCGCGGGUAGCGCGGGGAGCAAGGCCGGCGCAGAUGCGCUUUCCCGUAUCCGUGUCAGCAGCAAGCGGGGCUGACGAAGCCGCGGAGACUGGCAGUCAUUUACUUACACAUGGCUCCUUCGCUGCCGUUCUGUCCAGCCCCACCAAGCGGCGCAGGGGGCUGCCAAGCCCUGGCUACUUGUGGGCAACGGCUGAAGACUCUCUGCGGGACGCCGGUGGCUCCAGCGCCACAACCCUGCCUGCCUUGCUCUGCUCUGCCCUUCACACUGAGCGCUCGCUUGCCACACCAAUGCGCGGGUACAGCCUCACGCAGCGCUCCAGUGGGCCGAGCGUGGAGGGGGUCAUCUUCUCUGCAGGCAGCACCCCGAACCUGCUGGGUUGUGUAGAGGCCGGUGUGACGGCGUGGUUGCCCGCGGUAAGCAGUGACAACGCUGCAAGGCAACUCAGCGGUGACCGAACAGUGAUGCUGCGACACAAUGACAGUAGUACAGCCCAUUACCACGUUCUCGGCAGUGGUGUCUUCAGCAUUGCCGACAGCGGUGUCGCUGUCGGGGCGCCGAUGGAAGCAUUGCGUGCGGAGCGGUUUACUUUUCUGCAGUCUGUGCAAGACGUCGGUGGUCUUGCUGCUCAGGCGGAGACGGGUGCCUUGCUCGGCGGCGCGGAUGCUGUACCGAGCUUACUGGGCGAGGAAAUAGCCGAGCCGGCGGCGAUGGUCACCCCGACUGUGUCACCCCCGACGCCCAUGCCAUCCUCUGUCCCCGCGCCCCACCCCACGGUUGGAUUUGUGUCCGGGUGGAUGCGGCGGAUUCCCGCUGGAAGGGUGUCGACGACUUUUCCCUUCAACACUGCGGGCACAGCCGCCUCCUCACUGGCGAAGAAAGCGGCGGUGUUAUCAGGAAACUCCAGCGAGUCACCCGAUGGAGCCCGUGAGCGCAUAUCGGCACUGCGGAUGGCCGCAGAGCCGAUGCGCGUCGCUAACGACGGUGUUGCUACGGCGUCGAUCACACCUAUGGCUGAGACGUCGUCUGUGCGUCGAUCACCACCACCGGCACCGGCGAUGUUGUCCCGUCUUUCGCUGACGCGGAACCACUCCUAUCAGAUCCCUGGGUCGGAGAUUUCGGCAGCCGCGGAGCUACGUCGCACCUCCUCCUCCCCCUGCGCCACCCCUCCUUGGGCCAUAGGCGGCGCCAACGAUUUGGUGGCGGCAGUGGCGACCCCACCGCUGCCACGGAUGGUGAGCCUGAAGGACAACGUCAGCGCAAGGCCCCGCGAGGGUACGAGGAACGUGUUUCAGCCCGUGCUGCCGCUUGCUCAAGAAGAAAACGCGGCCACAUCCUUGAGCUACGAACUAGGGACACCAAAGGCAAUGAGCCGCAUGCCCGCGAGCCGAGUAACAGAUGAAUCAAUGGCCGGGACGGAUCUGCAGCAGCUGUGGUGGACACCGGCAGUCGCGCGUGCCGCGGCGCCAUUCAGAGCCACUGGGACUGAUACCCACCCAACUCCGGUGCAUCCCGAUAGCGGCGAGUCGGGUAUGCACUCCGCCGCGCAGUCCCUCAGUUCCAGCUCGCCACGGGGGCUCUUACCUCAGCAACAGCAGACACCACGUCAGCUGCAGACGUGUGCCUCGGCUCCCAUGCAGCCCUCCCUCUACAGCGUCCAUAACAACGACGAUAAAGGCACCCACCAAACCGCCGACUGCAAGGUCAACGCACGCGCGGGUCCCAUCCGAGGCUCACUGAGUCGUCUUGUCGAACGGGCAGCUGGUAUGGGCGCCGGUGGUGGUGAGGGGUACGGCCAGAGUUGUCGUGCCAACGGCGGGAUGCUCUUCCACAAACGCGGCACGCUCACAGGCGGCAGCGGUCGGUGUCACAAGAAUGGUGGAAAGGGGGGUGGUGGCACAGGCUCACCUCUCCGUAUCUCCAUCCCACGCUAUCAGCGCUAUCGCGACGUCGAGACUCUCCUGGAUGACGCGGAGCGUGCGAUGAGCAAGGCGGCUGUGCCCAUCAUCUCAUUACUUGGCUGCGACGGGCCAUCGUUGAAUGAGGACGAGUACUCGUUUGAGUUGCUUGGCAAUGGCCUGGCGUCGAGUGUGAUGUCUUUGGCGACGCCAGUACCGACGUCUUCCAACGCCGGCAUGGACAUGGGCCUCGUGUCGCCUCUGACGCUAGCGGUGGCGUCCAACAAGCCGGCGGCGAGCCCCACGGGGACGAAGUCAUCCUUUUCCCUCAGUGAGCCCAGUGAACAGUGA